UGUUUUGCUCCAAGAUGGCUGCGGGGAUGUAUUUGGAACAUUAUCUGGACAGUAUUGAAAAUCUCCCCUUUGAAUUACAGAGAAACUUUCAACUCAUGAGGGACCUGGACCAAAGAACAGAGGACCUGAAGGCUGAAAUUGACAAGUUGGCCACUGAGUAUAUGAGCAGCGCCCGCAACCUCAGCUCUGAGGAAAAACUGGCCCUGCUCAAGCAGAUCCAGGAAGCCUAUGGCAAGUGCAAGGAGUUUGGGGACGACAAGGUGCAGCUCGCCAUGCAGACCUAUGAGAUGGUGGACAAGCACAUUCGGCGACUGGACACAGACCUGGCCCGUUUUGAGGCUGAUCUGAAGGAGAAGCAGAUUGAGUCAAGUGACUAUGACAGCUCUUCCAGCAAAGGCCGGACCCAAAAGGAGAAGAAAGCUGCUCGUGCUCGUUCCAAAGGGAAAAACUCCGAUGAAGAAGCCCCCAAGGCUGCCCAGAAGAAGUUAAAGCUUGUGCGCACGUCUCCUAUGGAGAGAUGAUUGGCUGUGACAACCCCGAUGUGAGAACCCUUUUGCCUCGGGAUGGGGCU
Molecule: messenger RNA, 571 nt
Organism: Carlito syrichta (Philippine tarsier)
Lineage: Eukaryota; Metazoa; Chordata; Mammalia; Primates; Tarsiidae
Gene: ING4
Product: inhibitor of growth family member 4
Exons: 6
Coding region: 15-521 (168 amino acids)
Biological process (GO): regulation of DNA-templated transcription; positive regulation of apoptotic process
Cellular component (GO): nucleus
Source: RefSeq, a predicted model, not a curated record